Molecule: messenger RNA, 603 nt
Organism: Coccinella septempunctata (seven-spotted ladybird)
Lineage: Eukaryota; Metazoa; Arthropoda; Insecta; Coleoptera; Coccinellidae
Product: FUN14 domain-containing protein 1-like
Exons: 2
Coding region: 107-532 (141 amino acids)
Biological process (GO): autophagy of mitochondrion
Cellular component (GO): mitochondrial outer membrane
Source: RefSeq, a predicted model, not a curated record
GUGAGAUAACGCGAAAUCAGCACAUUCAUGAGAAUCCAACAGAUCGUUAAUGGUGAUUGGAACAAAUUGAAUCAUGAUUGAAUAUAACAGAAACAAAUAGAGAAAUAUGGCUGAACGAAGGAACGAAAAUGAAGAAAGAAUUGAAGAAAUCAUUCGUAGUUUGAAAGGACAAGAUCAAGAAUUGGGUAUAUUCGAGAAAUUUUUCAGCAAAAUCAGUGGUACAACUCCUUCCAAUCAGAUGAUAAUAGGGACAUGUAUGGGUUGGAUCAGUGGGUUCUUGGCACUAAAAGUAGGCAGAACUACGAUGAUGGCCCUUGGGGGAGCAUUGAUGUUACUGCAGAUUGCCGAUGAGAACGAACUCAUCAAGAUCGAUUGGAAAAAUGUGCAUGAUAAUUUCGCCAAAGCAGAACUGGCACAGAAGCAAGAGGAAAAAACGGCAGUGGUGAAAAGGAUAGCCAGUAUUGCGGAAAAUUCUACCCCUUUUUCUAGUGGAUUUUUGGGUGGUUUUCUGAUUGGUUUGGCUGCUCAUUAAACUCAUAUUGUUUCGUGUUUUCACGCUCUACUUUAUUUUAAAAGUUCAAUAAAAUUAUAUUCGUAUUUGUA